CGGGCGGGCGCCGGCCGGGAUUCAGGAAGCGCCGCGCUCCCGGCCGCCGGCGCCCAGCCGUCCCGGAGGCUGAGUGGUGCAGACGGACCCAGAGGCAGCAUGGCCGAUCCUGGUGACAGCCCCCGUGCGGGGCCUGGGGAGCUGGCGGAGCCCCCCGGGGAUGACAGUGGCACUGCUGGCGGGGAAGCCUUCCCUCUCUCUUCACUGGCCAAUCUGUUUGAGGGGGAGGAUGGCUCCUCUUCACCCUCACCGGCUGAUGCUGGUCGCCCCGCCAGCCAGGGCGAUGGGCGCCCCAACUUGCGCAUGAAGUUCCAGGGUGCCUUCCGCAAGGGGGUGCCCAACCCCAUCGACCUGCUUGAGUCCACCCUGUAUGAGUCCUCGGUGGUGCCUGGGCCCAAGAAAGCACCCAUGGACUCACUCUUUGACUACGGCACCUAUCGUCACCAUCCCAGUGACAACAAGCGGUGGAGAAGGAAGGUCAUAGAGAAGCAGCCGCAGAGCCCCAAAGCUCCUGCACCCCAGCCGCCCCCCAUCCUUAAAGUCUUCAACCGGCCCAUCCUCUUUGACAUCGUGUCCCGGGGCUCCACUGCCGACCUGGACGGGCUGCUCCCCUUCUUGCUGACCCACAAGAAGCGCCUGACUGACGAGGAGUUCCGGGAGCCAUCCACAGGGAAAACCUGCCUGCCCAAGGCCCUGCUGAACCUGAGCAAUGGCCGCAACGACACCAUCCCUAUGCUCCUGGACAUUGCUGAGCGCACAGGCAACAUGCGAGAGUUCAUCAACUCACCCUUCCGAGACAUCUACUACAGAGGCCAGACCGCUCUGCACAUUGCUAUCGAGCGCCGCUGCAAACACUACGUGGAGCUCCUGGUGGCCCAGGGAGCUGAUGUGCACGCCCAGGCCCGUGGACGCUUCUUCCAGCCGAAGGAUGAGGGUGGCUACUUCUACUUUGGAGAGCUGCCGCUGUCGCUGGCCGCCUGCACCAACCAGCCGCACAUCGUCAACUACCUGACCGAGAACCCGCACAAGAAGGCCGACAUGCGGCGGCAGGACUCGCGCGGCAACACCGUGCUGCACGCGCUGGUGGCCAUCGCCGACAACACCCGCGAGAACACCAAGUUCGUCACCAAGAUGUACGACCUGCUGCUGCUCAAGUGCGCCCGCCUCUUCCCCGACAGCAACCUGGAGGCCGUGCUCAACAACGACGGCCUCUCGCCGCUCAUGAUGGCCGCCAAGACCGGCAAGAUUGGAAUCUUUCAGCACAUCAUCCGCCGGGAGGUGACAGAUGAGGACACGCGGCACCUGUCCCGCAAGUUCAAGGACUGGGCCUACGGACCAGUGUAUUCCUCGCUCUACGACCUCUCCUCCCUGGACACGUGUGGGGAAGAGGCCUCUGUGCUAGAGAUCCUGGUGUACAACAGCAAGAUCGAGAACCGCCAUGAGAUGCUGGCGGUGGAGCCCAUCAACGAGCUGCUGCGGGACAAGUGGCGGAAGUUCGGGGCUGUCUCCUUCUACAUCAACGUGGUCUCCUAUCUGUGUGCCAUGGUCAUCUUCACCCUCACUGCCUACUACCAGCCGCUGGAGGGCACUCCACCCUACCCUUACCGCACCACGGUGGACUACCUGAGGCUGGCGGGCGAGGUCAUCACGCUCUUCACAGGCGUGCUGUUCUUCUUCACCAACAUCAAAGACUUGUUCAUGAAGAAAUGUCCCGGAGUGAACUCUCUCUUCAUUGACGGCUCCUUCCAGCUGCUCUACUUCAUCUACUCUGUGCUGGUGAUCGUCUCUGCGGCCCUCUACCUGGCUGGGAUCGAGGCCUACCUGGCUGUGAUGGUCUUUGCCCUGGUCCUGGGCUGGAUGAACGCCCUGUACUUCACGCGAGGGCUGAAGCUGACCGGGACCUACAGUAUCAUGAUCCAGAAGAUCCUCUUCAAAGACCUUUUCCGCUUCCUGCUCGUCUACUUGCUCUUCAUGAUCGGCUAUGCUUCAGCCCUGGUUUCCCUCCUGAACCCGUGCGCCAACAUGAAGGUGUGCAACGAGGAUCAGACCAACUGCACGGUGCCCACGUACCCCUCGUGCCGCGACAGCGACACCUUCAGCACCUUCCUCCUGGACCUCUUCAAGCUGACCAUCGGCAUGGGCGACCUGGAGAUGCUGAGCAGCACCAAGUACCCCGUGGUCUUCAUCAUCCUGCUCGUCACCUACAUCAUCCUCACCUUCGUGCUUCUGCUCAACAUGCUCAUUGCCCUCAUGGGGGAGACGGUGGGCCAGGUCUCCAAGGAGAGCAAGCACAUCUGGAAGCUGCAGUGGGCCACCACCAUCCUGGACAUCGAGCGUUCCUUCCCCGUGUUCCUGAGGAAAGCCUUCCGCUCUGGAGAGAUGGUGACGGUGGGCAAGAGCUCGGACGGCACCCCUGACCGCCGGUGGUGCUUCAGGGUGGAUGAGGUGAACUGGUCUCACUGGAACCAGAACUUGGGCAUCAUCAAUGAGGACCCGGGCAAGAGCGAUACCUACCAGUACUACGGCUUCUCGCACACCGUGGGCCGCCUCCGGAGGGAUCGCUGGUCCUCCGUGGUGCCCCGCGUGGUGGAGCUGAACAAGAACUCCAGCCCGGACGAGGUGGUGGUGCCUCUGGACAACCUGGGGAACCCCAGCUGCGACGGCCACCAGCGGGGUUACGCCCCCAAGUGGAGGACUGAGGACGCCCCCCUCUAGGGCUGCAGAAGGCCCGGCCCCUUGCCCCGGCUUGUUUCUACUCCCCCUGCUGCACAAGCGGCUUCUCCCAGCGUCCCCAUAGCUGCCUGCAACCCCCAGAGGCGAGGGCCCGCGGAGAUGCUGGGGAGCCCCCAGGACCUUCUGGCCCCAAGCUCCCGCGCCGGUGCACCUGGGGAUGGGCUCCCGGCCGCCUGUCUUACUCCCAUGGAGUCACCUAAGCCACCAGGCCUCUGCCCGACCCCUGCCCUGCCUUUCUGUUAUUUAUUGCUCUGCUCUCAGGAAAGCGUGAACAAGCCCACCUGGGGCAGGUAGCACCCUCGGUGCCUUGCUGCGGCGCACAGGCCUGCGUGGACGAGAUGGCGUCGCCGGGCGCCCGGCCUCGGGCCGGGCCGCACUUUCUGUGUGAUCUGUGCGUUGCCAUCCGCCGGUGCUCAAUAAAUGCUCACUCGUGGAUGUUGGA
Messenger RNA from Chinchilla lanigera (long-tailed chinchilla), 3175 nucleotides. RefSeq names its product transient receptor potential cation channel, subfamily V, member 4 (gene Trpv4). NCBI's taxonomy places the organism in Eukaryota, Metazoa, Chordata, Mammalia, Rodentia, Chinchillidae. Gene Ontology annotation, biological process: actin filament organization; calcium ion import across plasma membrane; osmosensory signaling pathway. Gene Ontology annotation, cellular component: cilium; membrane. The record is from RefSeq and is a predicted model, not a curated record. The coding region runs from base 100 to 2715 and encodes 871 amino acids. Gene Ontology annotation, molecular function: calcium channel activity; protein binding. The transcript is spliced from 16 exons.